Molecule: messenger RNA, 742 nt
Organism: Salvia splendens (bonfire salvia)
Lineage: Eukaryota; Viridiplantae; Streptophyta; Magnoliopsida; Lamiales; Lamiaceae
Product: DNA-directed RNA polymerases I and III subunit RPAC2
Exons: 4
Coding region: 228-563 (111 amino acids)
Biological process (GO): transcription by RNA polymerase III; transcription elongation by RNA polymerase I
Cellular component (GO): RNA polymerase I complex; RNA polymerase III complex
Molecular function (GO): DNA binding; protein dimerization activity
Source: RefSeq, a predicted model, not a curated record
UAAAAUUCUUCCGUCGUCUCUCUCAAUUUCUCCCUCUCUAAUCCCUUCCUUCUUCUCAAUUUCCGACGAAACUCGCCAAUUUACAAUCACUACCGACGUCUCAGCUCCCGUUUCCACCUUUUUCGCCCGUGCCAGCACGUCAGCUCCCCGCCGCUGCCUUGGUGGAGUUGUGCUCGCUGCCCUCUUCCAACAUCAAGAGGCCCUAAUCCUAUCUGUUCAUCAGUGUCAUGGAGCACGGUUCGUACCAGGAUCAGUCGCAAGCAACAUUCACAUUUACAGACGAGGACCAUACUCUAGCAAACUCAAUUAGAUAUAUUCUUAAUCAAGACCCCAGAGUAUCAUUUGUUGGAUACAGCAUACCACACCCUUCUGAUGCUCGGGUGAACAUAAGAGUGCAGACUACUGGUGACCCAGCACGCGAGGUGUUGAAAGAUUCGUGUGAGGAUCUAAUGCAUCUAUGCAAGCAUGUUACGAACACCUUUGAUCAGGCUGUUGCGGAGUUCAAGAGUAGGCCAAAAAAGACAGUCACAGAAUCCAUGGAUAUUGACCCUAAUAACAUAUAGUGACCUUUUAAGCCAUAUUUUUGCGUGGAAGAAUAGAAGAUGUUAUUAUAUUAAUGAUGGAUGUUUUUAUUUAUGUUGUUUUUCAGUUGCUACCUUUUGUGAUUAUUUCGAACUCUUCAAGUUAGGAGGUGGUUAUUUUUUGGCAAACAGAUUUUAAUUGAUCCAGUAUUUUAUAACCA